Molecule: messenger RNA, 4233 nt
Organism: Drosophila virilis
Lineage: Eukaryota; Metazoa; Arthropoda; Insecta; Diptera; Drosophilidae
Gene: Sf3b3
Product: splicing factor 3b subunit 3
Biological process (GO): mRNA splicing, via spliceosome
Cellular component (GO): nucleus; U2 snRNP
Molecular function (GO): protein binding; U2 snRNA binding
Source: RefSeq, a predicted model, not a curated record
CCUUCCACUUUUUCUACGCCGGUGAAGCCAAGCGGUUGUUAUGUGGUAUGACGCCGUUUAUGUGAAGUGAAAAAACUUAAUCUGAACGCAUCAUUGUUAAAAUGUGUAAAAUAAUUGAAUAAAAUAGCAAAAGGCUUAAAAUAGUACAGCAUCGACAUGUACCUGUAUAAUUUGACGCUCCAAAAAGGCACUGGCGUCACCCAUGCGGUGCACGGCAACUUUUCGGGCGGCAAGCAGCAGGAAGUGCUACUCUCACGUGGCAAGUCGCUGGAGCUGCUGCGGCCCGAUCCGAACACCGGCAAAGUACAUACGCUGAUGUCGACGGAAAUCUUUGGCUGCAUACGUGCGCUUAUGGCCUUUCGUUUAACAGGAGGCACAAAAGAUUAUAUCGUCGUGGGCUCGGAUUCUGGACGCAUUGUAAUUCUGGAGUAUAUCCCCAGCAAGAAUUCGCUGGAAAAGGUGCAUCAAGAGACAUUCGGCAAGUCGGGCUGUCGUCGUAUUGUGCCUGGACAGUACUUUGCCAUUGAUCCAAAGGGUCGUGCAGUGAUGAUUGGUGCCGUUGAAAAACAAAAGUUGGCAUAUAUCAUGAAUCGAGAUACCCAGGCCCGACUUACCAUAUCUUCGCCACUGGAGGCACACAAGUCCAACACCCUGACUUACCACAUGGUUGGCGUGGAUGUUGGUUUUGAUAAUCCAAUGUUUGCAUGUCUGGAGAUCGACUAUGAGGAAGCUGACUUGGAUCCAUCAGGUGAUGCUGCCCAACGCACACAACAAACUCUAACGUUUUAUGAACUUGACUUGGGCUUAAAUCAUGUGGUGCGCAAGUACUCGGAGCCACUGGAAGAGCAUGCAAAUUUCUUGGUUUCUGUGCCCGGUGGGAAUGACGGACCCUCCGGUGUACUCAUUUGCUCGGAGAAUUAUCUGACUUAUAAGAAUCUGGGCGAUCAGCACGACAUACGUUGUCCCAUACCACGUCGACGCAAUGAUCUAGAUGAUCCGGAGCGUGGCAUGAUCUUUAUAUGCUCUGCAACACAUCGCACCAAGAGCAUGUACUUCUUUUUGCUGCAAACCGAGCAGGGUGAUAUAUUUAAGAUCACCCUCGAGACGGAUGACGAUGUGGUGUCUGAAAUAAAACUGAAGUACUUUGAUACAGUGCCUCCCGCGACGGCAAUGUGUGUGUUGAAGACUGGUUUUCUAUUUGUGGCCAGCGAAUUUGGCAACCACUAUCUGUACCAAAUUGCACAUCUGGGCGACGACGAUGACGAACCCGAAUUCAGCUCUGCUAUGCCACUGGAGGAGGGUGAAACCUUCUUUUUUGCUCCACGUGCAUUAAAGAAUCUCGUCUUGGUCGAUGAGUUACCCUCGUUUGCGCCGAUUAUCACCUCACAGGUGGCUGAUCUGGCAAAUGAAGAUACACCGCAGUUGUAUGUGCUUUGUGGGCGUGGACCACGCUCAACACUUCGUGUACUGCGUCACGGUCUUGAGGUAUCGGAGAUGGCUGUCUCUGAGCUGCCCGGCAAUCCAAAUGCUGUGUGGACUGUCAAGAAACGCAUUGAUGACGAAUUUGAUGCCUAUAUUAUCGUUUCCUUCGUGAAUGCCACACUGGUUCUGAGCAUUGGUGAAACCGUUGAGGAAGUGACGGACAGCGGCUUUUUGGGCACCACGCCAACAUUGUGUUGUGCUGCGCUCGGCGACGAUGCUCUGGUGCAGGUGUAUCCAGAUGGCAUUCGUCAUAUACGAUCCGAUAAGCGUGUGAACGAGUGGAAAGCGCCCGGCAAGAAAUCCAUUACCAAAUGCGCCGUUAAUCAACGUCAAGUGGUCAUAACGCUGUCUGGUCGUGAGCUGGUCUAUUUUGAAAUGGAUCCGACUGGUGAGCUAAACGAAUAUACGGAACGUUCAGAAAUGCCGGCCGAGAUAAUGUGCAUGGCUUUGGGCACGGUGCCGGAGGGCGAGCAGCGUUCUUGGUUCUUGGCUGUCGGUCUGGCUGAUAACACUGUGCGCAUACUUUCGCUGGAUCCGAAUAAUUGUCUGUCGCCAUGCUCUAUGCAGGCUCUGCCCUCGCCAGCCGAGUCACUGUGUCUGGUCGAAAUGGGUCACACAGAGAGCACCACCAAUGCUGGUGGUGCGGAUGAUGAUGUGCCGGCACAGCGCAGCGGUGGCAGCAAUAAAGGCACCAUCUAUCUGAAUAUUGGAUUAAGUAACGGUGUCUUGUUACGUACUGUGCUGGAUCCCGUGUCUGGUGACUUGGCGGAUACGCGCACACGUUACUUGGGUUCGCGACCGGUGAAGCUGUUUCGCAUUAAAAUGCAGGGCGCCGAAGCCGUGUUGGCUAUGUCCAGCCGUACUUGGCUGUCCUAUUACCAUCAGAAUCGUUUCCAUUUGACACCGCUGUCGUAUGAGACGCUGGAGUAUGCCUCGGGCUUUUCCAGCGAGCAGUGCAGUGAGGGCAUUGUGGCUAUUUCGACGAACACAUUGCGUAUCCUGGCGCUGGAGAAACUGGGCGCUGUCUUCAAUCAGGUGGCCUUUCCACUGCAGUUUACGCCGCGCGCCUUUGUCAUACAUCCGGAUACGGGUCGGAUGCUAAUUGCCGAAACAGAUCAUAAUGCUUACACUGAGGAUACUAAGAAUACACGUAAAGAACAAAUGGCCGAGGAAAUGCGUAGCGCUGCCGGUGACGAGGAGCGUGAAUUGGCCAGAGAAAUGGCCAACGCUUUCAUCAAUGAAGUGCUGCCCGAGGAUGUGUUCUCUGCACCCAAGGCAGGCCUGGGUCUGUGGGCUUCGCAAAUACGUUGUCUAGAUGCCAUGCAUGGCCAGACGAUGUUCAGCGUGCCGUUAACACAAAACGAGGCCAUAAUGUCUAUGACGCUGCUUAAGUUCUCCGUUGCGGCAGAUGGUCGUUAUUAUUUGGCCGUGGGCAUCGCCAAGGACCUGCAGUUGAAUCCACGCAUUUCGCAGGGCGGCUGUAUUGAUAUCUACAAAAUAGAUCCAACCUGCUCAGCUCUGGAGUUUUUGCAUCGCACCGAGAUCGAUGAGAUACCCGGCGCAUUGUGUGGCUUCCAGGGUCGCUUGCUGGCUGGCUGUGGCCGCAUGCUCCGCAUCUAUGAUCUUGGCAAAAAGAAAAUGCUGCGCAAGUGCGAGAACAAACACAUUCCUUACCAGAUUGUCAACAUUCAAGCGAUGGGUCAUCGCGUCUACGUAUCGGAUGUGCAGGAGUCUGUCUUCUUUAUACGCUAUCGUCGCGCCGAGAAUCAACUAAUUAUAUUCGCCGAUGAUACCCAUCCGCGUUGGGUGACGGCCACUACACUGCUUGAUUAUGAUACCAUUGCAAUUGCUGAUAAGUUUGGAAAUUUGAGCAUUCAACGCCUGCCACAUUCUGUCACCGAUGAUGUAGACGAAGAUCCCACCGGCACCAAGUCGCUCUGGGAUCGCGGCCUAUUGUCGGGCGCCUCGCAAAAGUCGGAGAACAUUUGUUCAUUCCAUGUGGGCGAGAUUAUCAUGUCGCUGCAGAAAGCCACGCUCAUUCCUGGUGGCUCAGAGGCACUCAUCUAUGCCACAUUAAGUGGCACUGUCGGCGCCUUUGUGCCGUUUACCAGUCGCGAGGACUAUGACUUUUUCCAGCACCUGGAGAUGCAUAUGCGCAAUGAGAAUCCCCCCUUGUGCGGUCGCGAUCAUCUCAGCUACCGCAGCUCUUAUUAUCCGGUAAAGAAUGUCCUGGACGGCGAUCUGUGCGAGCAGUAUUUAUCUAUUGAUGCAGUGAAGCAGAAGAGCAUUGCUGGCGACAUGUUCCGCACGCCGAAUCAAAUCUGCAAGAAACUGGAAGAUAUACGCACCCGUUACGCGUUCUAAUUAGUUAAUUGUCGAUGCGGAAUCGCUCUCAUCAUUACGUACUUCUUUUUUAAGUCUUAUAUACAACCCAUAAAUUACGGAUCUCGCAAGCGGAACUCACUUGCAAAAAUUAAAACUCUUGCGCUUUGGAUCCUUUGGGUAAUCGAUCAAGUAACUUAAAUAUUAACUAGUUUAUAUGUGUAAUUAUUUGUAUUUAAGCGUAAUAUGCACAUAAUACACACAAUACACAACCACUAAAUGACUGCCUAUUUAUACUACAUUUAAUUUGUUGCACAAAUUCAAACAUUUGUGCAACAAAUUUAAUAGCCACACACGCUAUGUAAUUUAAGCCUGAUAUUAUAAUAAUAAUAAAUGUACACAAAGCACAAAAGUGGACUGUAAUUUAAA